AAGCGGCGAAAAAAUAACAAAGCGUUGCUAUGGUGUCCUGUGUUUCACCAGCGAGCACCGCAAAGCAUAAAAUACAUAAACAAGGAGAUGGUUCCAUCUUCUGUGUCCAUCCAUUGCUCAACUCGUGGCAUCUGCAGUAGCCAGAUGAAUGCCAGUAAAACGACGGUGGUGGUGAUGCCGCUUGACCUUUAAAUAUAUAUUUUAAUACACUGAAUGUUUUUUUUUUAUACAGUAUAAGGGAACUUCAUGAGGAGGAUAUCCUCGCAAACAGGAUACACGGUCACUAAAUGCAAAGUAGUCUCUGAUUUAAACGUAAAUUAACCAUGCACAACCCUCCAGCCCCACGGCUGCCCUUUCCAGCUGAAAUAGGCUGUACCAUGCCCUGCCGAGUUCCCUGUCGGAGCACCAACGGGCAUUCACAUGUCACCCACCGCCCUUCAGCUCUUUGGUAUUUCUUUGUCUGGCGCAACGGGUGGUGUGGAACGGGUCUGUGUGGCUGCGAGCUAAAGUCAAACGUGCCACCCACCCUCCGUUUGAUUUAGCACUCCCCACAGCUCCCACUCUGUGAUUAACGUUUUCCCAGGAUCUUUGCAUGAGCCCGUUGCGGUCUGGUUGACUCAACAUUUUGCCGUGCAGUUAAGUUUCUCGUGCUCAGCAAUCCAGCGUGUGAAUUUUUGUUGCAGUGAAAAUGUAACCCCGCAAAGGGCCCCCUUUACUUCACGAUGGUCAGUAUUGAAAAAUUACGCACGGACAAAAGCAUUCGAGAUCAAAACCAGUGGAGAGGUUUGUUGUUUAGACAAAGUCUGCUGGAAAAUGUUAAGUCUGCAAAGCCCAGAGGCUGAUGGACGAACAAGUACAGUAUUUAAUUUCAUGUGGAAACAGGCCAAUUUACUAAUUUAAAUGUAUUUCCAAUUAACGAUUGUGUUCGAAUUGAAUGCAAUUGUAGUCCUUUGGAAUUACAGAUUGCUACCUGUACCUUUUAUCCUAGUAAUUUAUCAUUUGCAUUACCAAAAAUUCGUACAUCUUAAUCAGCAUCCUGUCUAUGUGAUUGCAAUUUCUGGAACUUGUAACAUCAUACUAAAUUCUGCAAAUGCCAACAUUAUGACGAUGGCAUCAGUAGGACACGUUUAGAGGAGUACUAUGACGACGUGACGUCAUGCGCGCUGUGAGGCGCGAUGACGUCACGUCAGGGAGCUACUUAAAGGGGACCCCCGGUGACUGAAGCGGGGUCGUUGUGGGAGCCCGAGGAUGGUGAGGGUCUGAAGGAGGUCUCUCCUGCUCGCGACCGGACGGUGUUUGCUGAUCCCCCGUCCCCCGACUCGAGUGAGAUAGCCAAGGCUAGCAGACAUUGGAUAGAGCCCGAGGUCCGCGUGAAGGACCGAGUGUAGCGACACCUACCUCCGGUAGAGUUGUUACUUCCUUGUGUUAUUAAACCGGCGCAAGCCAUUUACCUGGAAUCUGCCUUCGAGUCGUCAUUCACCACUCAACACAUGUACCAAUGGAUUCAUCAAUUAAAAUUAAUCAAUUACACAAUAUUUUGUCUCUUUCCCGAUGGAUGUACACAUACAAUACCGUACACACUAUACUCAAAUCAAAGACAGUUUAUUCGUAUAACAAACUUUUAUUCUAAAAUGCAUGUACCCCUACUACCUAUGUGAUGCAUUGCUGUUAUAUCAGUUGUAAACUAUUGAGCAUAAAUAAUGGCGCUCUUGAAGAAUGGUACCUAUAUACAGUAUAUAUACCAGCAGCCUAUAUAACCAAAUUACCCACAUUGUUCUGGAUGUUUUCAACUUACGGAAGCUGUCGAAGAAAAUAGAUUUUCCAACAUUACAAAAGCUGGUUUAUUUUUAAAUCGCGGAAAUGCAAACCUGACUGGUAACAUUCAAAGUACUGUGUGUGUGUAUAUAGCACGUAAAGGAAGAAUAUACGUCUCCAAAGUGACGUACCUACACGCUCGGUAUAUAUUCUGGAGGUGUACACGUGUGAACAUUUCUUCUCCCUCAAAAUAAGUUUGUGCCGAACUUAAAUGUUCCAUCACUGCUACUGAGACACUGCCUCUGGGUAACGACGACGAAACAUGUUUUACAAGCACCAAGCUUAUGCGUGUAUCUAUAGAGUGGCAGUGCUGAUGCAUUGCGCAGUACCAGCGGCAAUGGGCAGCACAGUCCACGGGAGUCCGGCUGGCGUGGGGCGAGCAAGCGGCAGCACCAGGACCGUGUCGGUGACGGAGGGGCAACUCGCCGUGUUGGAGUGUGGCUCCGACUCCACCGGGCCUCUCAGAUACCUCUACUGGUACAAGGGAAGGGCGCCGCCUCAGAAAAAGCUGGUUGCAUACCUGAACAGCGAGACGCACGCGAACGGCACGGGCCGUGGUGAACCGGGCCAGAGGGCCUCCAUCCGGGGCCGCUCCACGCUGCAUCUCGGCCGGGCGAGACGAUCCGACUCGGGCACGUACCGCUGUGAAGCCCUGCCCGUGCGCUCACGGCACGUGGUUCGUCACGAGGUGCAGCUCAUCGUCACAGAGAGAAGUUUUGUUGUUGCAAGCGCAGUCAACGACCAGACACACACACCAAUUACAUCAGUCAACUCUUUGGUGACACCAGAACAAACAAGCUCAACAACGAGAAUGGGCAACAACGUUACAGACUUGCGUGGGAAAUUCCACAAAGACCUACACAGAAAAUUGUUUCCAGAUGGCACCAUAAAAUCUGAAGAAAUUUUGUUGGUGGUUAUAAUAAUCCUCAUGUUUUUGGCAUCAUUUCCCCUUGUUGUCAUCAUCCUUAAAAUUCUGUGCAAGAGGACAAAGACACAGGAAGAAGGAAGGACACUUAAAAAUAAAGAUGAGAAAAACCCAUGCCUUGCAACGUAGCACAUUUCCUCAUUCCAGCAUCAAUCACAUGGCUUGUG
Messenger RNA from Petromyzon marinus (sea lamprey), 2907 nucleotides. RefSeq lists its product as uncharacterized. The record is from RefSeq and is a predicted model, not a curated record. NCBI's taxonomy places the organism in Eukaryota, Metazoa, Chordata, Hyperoartia, Petromyzontiformes, Petromyzontidae.